CCAUAUUUUACUUUAUAGUCUUGUAGUUUAGCUCUAUGAUCCACUUCGCAAAAUCUCUAAUGAAACAAGCGAAUCUCGUGAUCCUGUCUUCAACGCCGAGUUGGAAAUCCAGGAGAGGAAGCUCAUGAAUGGCCUGAAGGCCAUAAUGAACUAUUGUGAGAAACAAGCCAGACCAGUGUCCAAAACAUCAACGGAAACUACAAUGGUUACGGCUGUGACUCGAAGCGGAAGUUCCAGCAGUGUCUCGACUGGUAGAGAUGCUUUGACUAGAGAGGUCUUACAUCUUAAGGAGGCUAUGGCUGGCAUAAAUUUGGCGAGUCGAGCCGCUGCUGGACGAAAUCGAGAUGAAAUGUUGGAUUCGUUUGCGAAAGAAGAGCUGUGA
Messenger RNA from Strongylus vulgaris, 382 nucleotides. Lineage: Eukaryota; Metazoa; Nematoda; Chromadorea; Rhabditida; Strongylidae. The record is from the annotation of a GenBank genome assembly.